AUGUUCUCAUUUACAUCAAUUGGUGCGAAGAUUCAUUCCUCAAUCAAUGAUGGAUGUGGUCCUCCUCAGUUUAUUCUUAGUGGUCAAAAUUACCAUCGCAUUGGAAGUUUAUUGCCUGAUAAAGGAUCAAGUCCAAAAUUUGCACAACUAUAUAUUUAUGACACAGAAAAUGAAACAACAAACAUAGUUAGUCACUUUGGGUCUGAUAUACAACAAUCCAUAUUUGAUAAAUCAUUGAUAGAAGAGUUGAAAAGCAUGAUUGACAAACACAAUGUUCUUGCUCAAUCAUUCAGAAGAGCAAGAGAUUUUAUACAUGAUGAUGAUCGAUCAGAUUUUGGAUUGAGGUUAUUUAGACAUCGCUUUAAGGAUCCUAGAGUAUACAAUACCCUAAUAGCAGAUGAAGUCGCAGCAUUGAUAGUUGGUGAUUUGAGCACUUUAGAUGUAGGAAGAGACAUAAUUGUCAAUAAAGUUUGUGGUCAGUUGACGAGACUACAUGAAACUCAUACAUGUUUCAUUCCUCUGCAAUAUCUUUUGAUUUUUCCAUAUGGAGAGGAUGGUUAUCAAGAGGAUAUUCCAAUUAGAGAUUGUCAAAGAUAUGGUCAAAGUAGAAAGAGAAUUCAGAUUUCUUUACGAGAAUUCAUUGCUUUCAGAAUACAAGAUAGAAAGGUUGAAUUUGGUAACGUUGUACACUCACGUAGAUUGUUUCAACAAUUUUUAGUGGAUGCCUACACGAUGAUUGAAGCUCAAAGGUUUUCUUUUAUAAGAAAUAAUCAAAAACUCAUUCGUUCCGAUAUUCUGAAUGAGUUACAAGAAGUUGUUAACAAAGGUGAAACUGAUCCUUCUUCCAUUGGAAAGCGUAUAGUUUUGCCAGCUUCAUUUACAAGUGGCAUGAGAUACAUGUUCAAUAAUUGCCAAGAUGCUAUGGCCAUUUGUAAGAGGUAUGGCUAUCCAGAUUUGUUUAUAACAAUCACAUGUAAUGUCAAUUGGCCUGAAAUUCUUGAUUUUGUAAAAUCAAGAGGUUUAACUGGUUCAAAUAGGCCAGACAUUGUUUGUAGAGUUUUUAAAAUGAAAUUAGACCAAAUGAUGACAGAUUUCAAGAAGAAUAAUUUCUUUGACAAAGUCAAUGCAGUUGAAUUUCAGAAGAGAGGUCUGUCACAUGCUCAUAUAUUAUUAUGGUUGAGUGACUCAAACAAGUUAGAAAAUGCAAAGCACAUAGAUGAAGUAAUCUCUGCUGAACUUCCUCAUCCAGAUCUGUAUCCAAAACUUUCAAAGGCUGUUAAAACAUAUAUGAUACAUGGUCUGUGCAGAGCUGCUAGAUUCAACUCACCAUGCAUGAAAGAAGGUCGGUGUUCUAAAUUUUUUCCUAAAAAAUUUAGACAUAAAACUACAAUUGAUGAGGAUGGAUAUCCUGUAUAUAGGCGUAGAGAUGAUGGUUUAUUUGUGUUGAAAAAUGGACAUAAAUUAGGUAAUGGAAAUGUUGUGCCUUAUAGUCCUAUUCUCUUAAUGCGAUAUCAAGCUCAUGUUAAUACAGAAUAUUGCAACAAAUCAAACUCAAUCAAGUAUUUGUUCAAAUAUGUCAACAAAGGUCCUGAUAGAGCCACAAUGAAAAUUACAGACAAAGAGAAUGAUUCUAUAGAAGUGCGUAUUGUUGAUGAGAUUAAAAGAUAUAAUGAUUGUAGAUAUUUAUCUCCAUGUGAAGCAGUUUGGAGAAUUUAUGGAUUUUAUAUCCAUCAUAGGUGGCCUACUGUUCAGCGUUUAACUUUUCACUUACAAGAUCAGCAAAUAGUUUUGUUUAAAGAUGAUGAUAGAAUUGAUGAUGUAUUGGAGAGGAAUGACAACAUCAAUACCAUGUUUCUAGCUUGUAUAAAGACAAUUAAUGGUAAAACAUUCUCUACAUACCAAGAGGCUUGCCAAGAAUUGGGAUUAUUGGCAGAUGACAUAGAAUUCAUUGAUGCUAUUAAAGAGGCUAGCCAUCUUGCAUCUGGAAAUCAACUUAGAAGGUUAUUUGUUUCUUUGUUAAUCAUGAAUACAAUUUCAAAGCCAAAAGUUGUUUGGGAUGCAACUUGGAAUAUAUUGGCAGAUGGUUUUCAAAUGGAAGAACAUGAUUUACACAAUCUGUGUCUCCUAGAAGUGGAAGAACUUCUAAAUUCGAAUUCGCGAUCUUUAACAGAUUAUAGUUCCUUUCCUCAACCUGAUCUUUCUCAUUCAUUCAAAUUUAAUAACAGGUUCAUUAUUGAUGAACUGAAUUAUGAUAAAGAAGAAAUGGAGAAGCUACAUCACUCUCUAUUGCAGUCAAUCACUAAUGAGAAACUACAUGUUUAUAACCAAAUUAUGAUAGUAGUGAAUUCAGAUGUAGGAAUUUUCUUUUUAUUAUAUGGUUAUGGUGGGACUGGAAAAACAUAUUUGUGGAAACUUUUGUUAGCUGCUGUUAGAGCAAAGGGAAUGAUUGCGCUUAAUGUAGCUUCAAGCGCUUUUAAUAAAACAUUGGGAGACAUUAUGAGAGCUACAAAUGAAGAUAAUGCUAACAAACCAUUUGGUGGAAAGGUUAUUGUCUUGGGCGGUGAUUUUAGACAAAUCUUGCCAGUAGUAAGAAAGGGAUCAAGAUAUGAUAUUGUGAACUCAUCAAUUAAUUACUCUGAUUUGUGGCAAUAUUGCACAGUUCUUAGGCUAUCACAAAACAUGAGGUUAAAAUGUGCUGUUUCAAAUGAAAGUGCAAUACAUAUAAAAGAAUUUGCUGAUUGGAUUCUUAAAAUUGGAGAAGGAAAUAUGAAUUUCAAUGAAAGUGGUGAAGCCAACAUUUCAAUACCAACAAAUCUUCUAAUUCCAGAAAGUGAAACACCUUUACUUUCUUUAGUGAAAUUUGUUUAUGGUGGUCUAAUUGAAAAUAUCAUGAAUCCUAGCUUCUUUGAUGACAGUGCUAUACUUUGCCCUACAAUUGAUAGUGUUGAACAAGUAAAUGACUUCAUUUUAUCUUUGAUUCCUGAGUUUCUAAAUGAUAUCAAAUGUUCAGGAAUUCCAAAUCAUAGGAUUAAAUUGAAAGUUGGCGUACCAAUUAUGCUUUUAAGAAACAUUGAUCAAGCAAAUGGUCUUUGCAAUGGUACAAGGUUGCAAGUUAAUGAUUUGGGAAAGAAUAUUAUCUCUGCUAAUGUCAUAACAGGGAAAAAUGUUGGUGACAAAAUUUUCAUUCAAAGAAUGAACUUGACACCUUCUGAGUCCAGCAUCCCGUUUAAAUUUCAAAGGAGGCAAUUUCCAAUAUCCUUAUGCUUUGCAAUGACAAUAAACAAAAGUCAAGGCCAAACUCUUUCUAAAGUUGGACUUUAUCUUCCUCGCUCAAUUUUUACUCAUGGACAGUUGUACGUGGCAUUUUCUAGAGUCACAACAAAGAAAGGACUCAAAAUUUUAAUUCUGGAUGAAGAUGGAAAAGUAAGCAAUACAACUACCAAUGUGGUUUACAAAGAAAUAUUUGAAAAUCUUUGA
Molecule: messenger RNA, 3477 nt
Organism: Vigna unguiculata (cowpea)
Lineage: Eukaryota; Viridiplantae; Streptophyta; Magnoliopsida; Fabales; Fabaceae
Source: RefSeq, a predicted model, not a curated record